ACCACAUUCAAACAUUUAUAAUAAGAGGAUAGAGUGAUUAAUUUUGUUGUAUAUAGAACUACCAAAAUAUAAAAAGAUCGAAAAAAUUAGGGGCGUCUUAGCAGUUUCAGAUGCAUUAUUGAAGAUAAAAAGGGUACUUAUCUUUGCUCAUCUGUGGUUCAAGAACUUUGCUCAAAUUUGAUCUUUUAUAUUCAGUUAUUGAAACUUCAUUGGGAAGGUUUGAAAAUGGAUUCUCAGUUUGCCCAAACUAAUACCAUCGUGCGGUCAAGAAAUGAGGAUCUUAUUCGUUCUGUGCUUCCUUUGUUGAAACUUAUUUGUCUCUCGGUUAUUGGUUUAAUUCUAGCCCACCCCAAAACUCAACUUGUUCCAAGAGCCACUUUCAAGCUUCUUAGCAAGCUUGUUUUUGCUUUGUUCUUGCCCUGUAUGAUCUUUAUUCAUCUUGGGGAAACUAUUACUCUCAAGAAUUUCACCCGCUGGUGGUUUAUACCUGUUAAUGUGAUUCUUAGCACUGCUAUUGGUUGUGUUUUGGGGUUCUUGGUGGCUAAAAUAUGUCGGCCACCUCCAGAAUACUUUAGGUUUACAAUCAUUAUGACAGCCUUUGGGAAUACGGGCAAUUUGCCUCUUUCUAUUGUUGCAUCAGUAUGCCAUAGUUCUGAUAAUCCAUUUGGCCCAACUUGUCACACUACUGGUACAGCCUAUGUAUCUUUUGCCCAAUGGGUUGCAGUUCUUCUUGUUUAUACUCUUGUUUACCACAUGAUGGAGCCUCCGAUGGAUUAUUAUGAUAUUGUUGAGGACGGUGUUGAAAUUCAAGAACAAUUACCCUCAAACGAUCUCAGUAGGCCACUUCUUGUGGAAGCCGAGUGGCCUGGAAUGGAAGAUAGAGAAACUGAACAUUGCAAAACCCCAUUAAUUGCAAGAGUUUUUGGGGAUGUAUCCAGCGUAUCCCAAAAUUCAAUUCAAGAACCCGAUUCAUUGCUUGAAGAAGGUCCAGCUCCAGCUCCAGCUCCAGGGAGUCCAAAAUCUCUUAGAUGUUUAGCUGAGCCUCGGGUUGUCAGAAGAAUAAGAAUUGUGGCUGAGAAAACGCCAGUUCAACACAUUCUUCAGCCCCCAACAUUUGCUACAUUAUUGGCUUUCAUUGUUGGUAUGGUUCCUCCUAUCAAAUCGGUUGUUUAUGGAGACGAUGCGCCACUUGCAUUCAUCACAGAUAGUUUAGAAAUUUUGGCUGGAGCAAUGGUGCCUUCUGUAAUGCUUGUCCUCGGAGGAAUGCUUGCCGAGGGUCCCAAUGAAUCUAAGCUCGGGCUAAGAACUACCAUUGGUAUUAUUGUUGCUAGACUUUUGGUACUCCCCUUGGUUGGAUCUGGCGUAGUUUUAUUGGCAGAUAAACUAAAAUUUCUGAUCCCCGGGGAUCAAAUGUACCGAUUCGUGCUUCUAUUGCAGUACACAACACCAAGUGCCAUCUUGUUGGGAGCAGUUGCAAGCUUAAGAGGUUAUGCAGUUAGUGAAGCUUCGGCUCUCCUCUUUUGGCAACAUAUCUUUGCUGUCUUCUCUCUUUCAAUAUAUGUUGUCAUUUACUUCAAGCUGCUGUUUUCUUAUAUUUGAGGUUUGUUUUGAACUUUGCUGCUUCUCCUUAAAUUACAACCAUGACUAGUUUUUAGCUGAUGGUCGUAUCAAGUUUUACAUCUGAACUCGUGUAGUUGAAUUACGUUGAUGAAGAAUGAAAAUGAAUCCUCCUGUAAAUGAGUCAAAUAAUAUUGACUCAAAAUAAUU
Olea europaea var. sylvestris is the source of this 1767-nucleotide messenger RNA. RefSeq names its product protein PIN-LIKES 2-like. The transcript is spliced from 3 exons. Gene Ontology annotation, cellular component: membrane. NCBI's taxonomy places the organism in Eukaryota, Viridiplantae, Streptophyta, Magnoliopsida, Lamiales, Oleaceae. Gene Ontology annotation, biological process: endoplasmic reticulum to cytosol auxin transport. The record is from RefSeq and is a predicted model, not a curated record. The coding region runs from base 226 to 1599 and encodes 457 amino acids.